Messenger RNA from Echinops telfairi (small Madagascar hedgehog), 1041 nucleotides. RefSeq names its product urea transporter 2-like. Gene Ontology annotation, cellular component: membrane. NCBI's taxonomy places the organism in Eukaryota, Metazoa, Chordata, Mammalia, Afrosoricida, Tenrecidae. Gene Ontology annotation, biological process: urea transmembrane transport. The record is from RefSeq and is a predicted model, not a curated record. The transcript is spliced from 8 exons. Gene Ontology annotation, molecular function: urea transmembrane transporter activity. The coding region runs from base 1 to 1041 and encodes 346 amino acids.
AUGAAGAGUGGAGAUAAGCCCCUGGCCGUCCAGUUCGCGGACUGGGUCCUCAGGGGCACUGCGCAGGUGAUGUUUGUCAACAACCCUCUCAGCGGCUUCCUCAUCUUCAUCGGGCUCCUGAUCCAGAGUCCCUGGUGGACAAUGACUGGAGGCUUGGGCACCGUGGUCUCAACCCUAACUGCUCUCGCCUUGAGCCAGGACAGGUCCGCCAUCGCCUCUGGGCUCCACGGGUACAACGGCAUGCUGGUGGGCCUGCUUGUGGCUGUGUUCUCCAAGAAGCUGGACUACUACUGGUGGCUGCUGCUGCCGGUCACCUUCAUGGCCAUGACCUGCCCAGUUCUUUCUAGUGCCUUGAAUUCCAUCUUCAGCAAGUGGGACCUUCCGGUCUUCACACUGCCCUUCAACAUCGCAGUGACCCUAUACCUGGCAGCCACCGGCCACUACAACCUCUUCUUCCCCACGACGCUGCUGCAGCCUGCAUCCUCGGUGCCCAACAUCACCUGGACUGAGAUUGAAAUGCCCUUGCUGCUACAGGCCAUCCCAGUCGGAGUCGGCCAGGUGUACGGCUGUGACAAUCCCUGGACAGGCGGCGUGUUCCUGGUGGCCCUGUUCAUCUCCUCGCCCCUCAUCUGCUUGCAUGCAGCCAUUGGCUCCAUCAUGGGGAUGCUAGCAGCCCUAACAGUGGCCACACCCUUCGAGAAGAUCUACCUGGGCCUUUGGAGCUACAACUGUGUCCUCUCCUGCAUCGCCAUCGGAGGCAUGUUCUACGCCCUCACCUGGCAGACCCACCUGCUGGCCCUCAUCUGUGCCCUGUUCUGCGCAUACAUGGGAGCGGCCCUGGCCAACAUAAUGUCAGUGGUUGGUCUACCACCAGGCACUUGGGCCUUCUGCCUGUCCACCCUCACCUUCCUGCUGCUGACGACCAACAACCCUGCCAUCUACAAGCUCCCCCUCAGCAAAGUCACCUACCCGGAGGCCAACCGCGUCUACUUCCUCACAGUGAAGCGCAGCCAAGAGGAGAAGUCCCCCAGCGGUGACUAG